UGCUGUCAGUUUGAUUAAGCCCUUUUCUGCAAAGUCAGCAAGACGUUCGCUGCUUUUUGGAUCUUUUCAGACCCUCGUCGAUCACGGCUGACUUAUUGUUCUGCACUCUGGUGCCCCAUCUUUUAUUUCGGAAUAGAAGAUCUUGUUGUGGGUAAUCCAUGCAACAUGAGUUUGGAGGCUACUAAGGACGAUCAGCAACGACGCUGCUUGCACAUUCUCAUCACUGGUAGCUCCCAAGGCGUUGGAUUGGCUGCCGCCAAGCAGUUGAUUGCCGAGGGCCACACGGUGUAUCAUGCCUGUCGAUCCGACGCUCGAGCCCAACACGCCGCGGAACAAGCUGGCGGUGGUGUCGCCCUCAAGGCGUGCAAUCUCUCGGACUUUGACUCCGUCAAGGCGUUUGCGCAAGAUGUCCAAACGCGAGUGCAUCGGUUGGAUGUGGUGUGUCUCAAUGCCGGCAUGUCUCCUUCCACUAGCAUCCAGGAGCCUCCCUUUUUGACGCAACAAGGAUACGAGCCGACCAUUGGGGUGAAUCAUUUGGGACACUUUUUGCUGGCACACUUGCUUCUAGACAAACUGAUGGCAUCCGCAGAGAAUCCUCGAUUGGUCCUCACGGCAUCGUCUGUCCACGAUCCUUCUCUAAGAGCAGGACAAUCCGGAGGCAAGACGGCCACCUUGGGGGGUUUGAGUGGAUUGGGUGUCAAUCUGAAACAAAAUCCUCAGGGACCCACCAUGGUCGAUGGAUCCACAGAAUACUCUGGUGCCAAAGUCUACAAGGAUUCCAAAUUGUGCAAUAUACUCAUGUGCCGACAAGCCGCCACCGGAGAAUUAUUCCCCAAAACCCUCACCACCUGUUGCUUCAAUCCAGGAUUUGUCCCUACCACGGGACUCUUUGAAUCUCUGCGGCAGGAAUCGUGGUGGAAGGCGAAAGCAUUGACACUCUUGGCCAGCAUUAUAGGAUUCUCUAUUCCCGUGGAGGUCGCCGGGGCCAGGCUAGUCACCAUGGCGACCCAUCCCGAUAUCCCAAAUGGAUCCUACUAUUGUGCGGCGGACAAGUCCAAGGGGGCCACGCCAGAGGAAGGAUUCGUCGUGACAAACGUAUCGGAGGACGCAUCCAAUGAUGCCCUGGCGGAAGCAUUGUGGAAGAAAUCCAUGGAGAUUGUCAAGCCGUGGUUGGAAUAGUCUAGAGCAAAAAAGUUCCCAACGAAAGUAGAAGCCCACAAACGUGGCCCCCCAGGCAAUGGAGCACGGAUAUGAAUGCGAUUAUCGUAGAAUUACUUAAUGAUUCGAUUCGAUUCG
Messenger RNA from Seminavis robusta, 1296 nucleotides. The record is from the annotation of a GenBank genome assembly. NCBI's taxonomy places the organism in Eukaryota, Bacillariophyta, Bacillariophyceae, Naviculales, Naviculaceae.